UGAAAUGUUCGUGUUUGGGUGAACGGUCUCUUUAAAAACACUCACCACGCUGCUAGAAAAAGAGAUCGAGAGAGAUAUGAGAAAAGAGAGGAACAGAGUAACAGACAGUGAGAAAGAGGCAGGAAGAGAUGCUGAACUGCUGCUUUUUACACUACUUUAAAAGUGAGAAAUAGAGAUUUUUUAAAAUAGCACCAAUGUCGGAAUGAAAAUCUGCUUAUCUUAUCUGUGAUUUCUCCUGCAUAGACCUAAGAUGAGCCCAGAUUUAGACAUAAACGUCACUUGCACCAACUUGUAUGACCAUCGCCCAGUGGCCCGAGUCCUCAUACCUCUGGCCUAUUCCAUCAUAUGCCCAGUGGGACUUUUAGGCAAUGCCCUGGCCCUGCAUGUGAUCUUCUUCAACAUCACCAAACUUAAUUCCAUCACGCUUUAUUCCGCCAACCUGGCAGUGUCUGAUAUCCUGUUCUGCCUGUCGCUUCCCCUUCGAGCCGUUUACUACGGCCUUGGCUUCCACUGGCCCCUGGGGGAAGGACUAUGUAAAGCCAUAGCACUGCUCUUCUACUUGAACUGCUACGCUGGAGUAAACUUCAUGACUUGUCUGGCAAUCGAUCGUUUCGUGGCACUGGUGUUUCCUCAGAAGCUGGCGAAAUUGAGAAAAGUCAAGAACGCCCGAUUAGUGUGUCUGGCAAUAUGGCUGCUGGUGUUUGCCCAGACGUUGCCUCUCCUGACCAUAAACUUGACCAAAACGGAGAAUGAUAAAAGCAUCUCCUGUAUGGAAUACCCUAAUUUUGAAGGCCUCUUCAAAGGGCUGCCCUACUUGCUGAUUGUUGGGGUAGUUUUAGGCUUUGGCAUCCCGCUGGUGACAAUCAUCGCCUGCUACUCUAUACUGACCCGUAAACUUCAUCUGGCAGCAAAGUCAAACCGGCUCACAGAACGCUCUGGAAGGACCAAAAAAGCAAGAGGAGUGAUCGCGGGAGUGGUAUUUGUGUUCGUGGUGUGUUUCGGCCCGUACCAUCUAGACCUUCUGCAAUACAUGAUCCGAAAGCUUAUCUAUGAUCCGAACUGCACCGAGCUACAGUCCUUUCAGAUAUCCCUGCAUAUCACGGUGUGCCUCAUGAACUUCAAUUCGUGCCUGGAUCCAUUUGUUUACUUUUUUGCCUGUAAAGGCUACAAGCAGAAGCUGAUGAAAAUGAUGAAGUUACAGGUUGGCACCCACUUCUCUAGCAUUGGAAGAACCUCGCCUGAAAGCUCAGGGAUAGGAGAUGUGCUCGGGACACGCCGCAACACCGGAAUGACAAUGAAAAAUAUUAGAGGAGGACAACUGUCAACAUGAACAUACAUAAGAGGAUGAAAAGUGACAACAAACACAAUACGGGUCGAACUUGAGACUUAAAAGCCAAGGACAAGGCAGGAGAAAGAUGGACGCUUGACAAGCACUGGAAUCAUAGUUGAGAAAGAAAAAAAUACUUGCUGCAAAAAAAGAUUAUAAUCUCUGAAGUAAUUUUUUUUUCUCAGAAGUAAACUUAAUUUUUGUGUUUCACAAAAGAUGGCAAGUUACGGGUUUGGACUGAUGGGUGGAGUACAGUUUUAUUUUCAGGGUAAACUAUUCAUUUCCGAACAGUUAAUGUUUCAAACUGAAAUAAAUGAUUCACUUCUAAGUUUUUUUUUUUUUUUAAAUGCAAAAUAAAUCUUUUGAACU
Molecule: messenger RNA, 1696 nt
Organism: Puntigrus tetrazona (Sumatra barb)
Lineage: Eukaryota; Metazoa; Chordata; Actinopteri; Cypriniformes; Cyprinidae
Gene: gpr183b
Product: G protein-coupled receptor 183b
Exons: 2
Coding region: 251-1330 (359 amino acids)
Biological process (GO): G protein-coupled receptor signaling pathway
Cellular component (GO): membrane
Molecular function (GO): oxysterol binding; G protein-coupled receptor activity
Source: RefSeq, a predicted model, not a curated record